AUGAAAGCUACGUCAAAGAUACUACGAUAUGGGUGGCGACAUCAGACAGCCCAUGCAUCAUUACUAAGGUCGUUUACAAGCUCUACAUUAAAUCGACAGAGCCAGGGAAAGACAGACUUGGCAAGGAUCUUUGAUGAUCAGAAAUAUUUUGACGCCUUUAUUGGCAGCAACUCUGCAUACACAUUACCUUUGUCCUUUACAACACAUGAUACUGGAUUGUUCAAGAAUGAGCAUUUAAAGAGUCCACUGGGGUUGGUACUGUUUUCAAAGCAAUCUUUGGAGGAUGCCAAAUUGCUAGUUGGGGAAAUGUUGAGCAACAAAACCCAUCAAGGCAAAUUAGAUUACAUCAAAAAACUAGACCAGUUGUCUGAUAUUCUCUGUCGGGUCAUUGAUGUUGCAGAGUUUAUCAGAAUAGCCCAUCCUAGUUCCAAAUGGAUCAACGCUGCACAGCAAACACACGAAAUCCUUUUUGAGUAUAUGAACCAACUAAAUACCAACGUAGAACUAUAUACUACUUUGGUUGAAGUGCUUAGUGAUUCACUGAUAACAUCAAAAUUGACUGAUGAAGAAAUAAAGGUUGGUGAGUAUUUGCGACAAGAUUUUGAAAGAUCAGGCAUUCACAUGGAUCCGGAAACAAGAGACAACUUUGUCGCCAUAACCCAGGAAAUCUCAUUACUUGGCUCGCAUUUUAACAAUGAGAUUAGUUCCUUGAAUUCACCUUGGUGUAGAGUCACUGCCGAAGAUUUUGAAAGCAUUGAAGAUUCACUGUUAAAACAGGAGAUUCUUCUGUUUCAAUCAAAGUAUCAAGGAGAGAAAGUUGCAAAUGAAUAUUAUGUGCCCUUGGUUGCCCGCCUUCCGUACUCCAUAUUAACAAAGUGUAAGUCAAGCGAGUUGAGGCGAAAAGUAUGGGUUGCCUUACACAAUGCAUCUUCUGAUCUGAUUAGUAUUCUUGAUAGGUUUGUAACCUACCGUGCAUUGUUGUCAAAGAUGUUAGGGUACAAAUCGUAUGCUCAUUAUCAGCUAGAGCAUAAGAUGGCCAAGUCCCCUGAGAAUGUUAUGGCGUUUUUGAAGAAUAUUCAAAAGUCUUUGAGAAGCACGUCCGUGUCUAAUGAAUUGGAACUAUUGAGCAAGUACAAGGAUCAGAAAGUAGAGUACAAGGAUAAAGAUUCGUUGAUACGUAGUAUAGAACCGUGGGAUCGGGAUUUACUACUUUCGAGAAUGCAAGAGAAUAAGCAACAGGAUGUAGGAGUCCAGGAAAAGAUUUCAGAGUACUUUUCUGUAGGAACGGUUAUAGCUGGGUUGAGUAAAUUGUUUGAGAGUUUGUACAAUAUUUCAUUUGUUCCUGAAGCUACACUACUGGGUGAGGUGUGGGACAAUAAGCAGGUGAGGAAGUUGAAAGUUAUUGACAACGAAUGCAAUCUGGUUUUGGGGUACCUUUACCUUGAUUUUUGGUCUCAAAAAGUUAUGCCAUCACAUUUCACCAUUGUUUGUCUGCGCAGACUUCACUCGUGGGAGAAUGAAGCGGAGUACAAAAAGAAGGUGCAACUUGAUAAAGACUACCAAGUUCCAGUCAUUUCAUUAGUUUGCAACUUUAGCAACAGUUUUGGAAACGGUCCUACACUAUUAUCCCUAGACCAGGUUGAUACGAUUUUCCACGAAAUGGGACAUGCAAUGCAUUCAAUGAUUGGAAGAACGGAGUUGCAUAAUUUGUCUGGAACCAGAUGUGCUACGGAUUUCGUUGAAAUACCUUCAGUAUUGAUGGAAUCAUUCAGUAAAGACUUGCGAGUCUUGACAAAAAUCGGUAGACACUAUCAAACCGGUGAGCCAAUUCCCCAAAAAUUACUCGAACAAGCACAUCAUGACAAGAACACCUUACUGGCUUGUGAAACAUUUAUGCAGAGCAAAAUGGCCACCUUAGAUCAAGCAUUGCACAGCACCGAGAUUGUUGACAAGUUGGAAACGGGCUUAAAUGAAGUGGAUUCAACGGAGGUUUAUCAUUCAGUCGAGCAGGAUCUUGAAGUCUUUGCGGAUAAGUGGUCAACGUGGCAUGGCAAGUUCCCUCAUUUGUUCUCCUAUGGUGCGGUAUAUUACCUGUAUUUGCUUGAUAGAGCUAUUGCUGAGAAACUUUGGCAAGGCUUGUUCCAAAAUGAUCCAUGGAACAAAGAAGCUGGAACGAGAUAUAAGAGUAGCGUCUUGAAGUGGGGAGGAACCAAGGACCCCUGGUUGUGUCUUGCUGAUGCAUUAGGGAUUGAAGAGUUGAAAGAAGGUAAUUCUAAUGCCAUGGAGUUGAUUGGCAAAAAUGCCAGCUUGUAA
Molecule: messenger RNA, 2313 nt
Organism: Lodderomyces margitis
Lineage: Eukaryota; Fungi; Ascomycota; Pichiomycetes; Serinales; Debaryomycetaceae
Product: metalloendopeptidase
Exons: 1
Coding region: 1-2313 (770 amino acids)
Biological process (GO): peptide metabolic process
Cellular component (GO): mitochondrion
Molecular function (GO): metalloendopeptidase activity
Source: RefSeq, a predicted model, not a curated record